AUUGAAUUGACAAUUGAAAUCAAUAAAAAAUUCAGAACGUAAUAAAGAUUGAAGAAAACAAAAGCAACAGAAAGAAAACACAAAACAAAACCUUAAAAAUGAAGUCCUUACAGUCACUACAAGUGUAUACAGUAUUGUUUGUAUUCACAAGCAUAGUCAUAUCGAUGGCCAGUGGACGUGUGGCAUUUGAGAAAUUAACCGAUUUCGAUUUCUCCGGCCAAACGUACUACAGUGUAAAGAAUCUAUCGUUGUACGAAUGUCAAGGAUGGUGUCGCGAAGAACAAGACUGUCAAGCUGCCGCCUUUAGUUUCGUGCUGAAUCCACUGACACCCGCACAAGAGACAUUAUGUCAAUUGCAAAACGAUUCAAGCGCACACAAUCCCAGCGCCGUACCACAACGAUCGGCUAGCUUGUAUUAUAUGGUCAAAUUACAGUUGCGAAGUGAUAACAUUUGCAUGCGACCAUGGGCAUUUGAGCGUGUACCAAACAAAAUUAUUCGCGGUUCUGACAAUGCAUUGAUUUACACCAGCACAAAAGAAGCUUGCUUAUCGGCUUGUUUGAAUGAGAAACGAUUCGUGUGCCGUUCGGCUGAAUAUGAUUAUAACAAUAUGAAAUGUGUACUUAGCGAAGCAGAUCGUCGAACAACGGGUCAAUUUGUGCAAUUAGUUGAUGCCCAAGGAACCGAUUAUUUUGAAAAUUUGUGCUUAAAACCAACACAAGCAUGUAAGAAUACGCGUAUCUUCCAAAAUCCACGGAUUGGUGUUGCCGAUGAGAAAAUUGCACAGUAUGCCGGCUUACAUUAUUAUACGGAUAAAGAGUUGCAAGUUACAUCGGAGCCUGCCUGUCGUUUGGCUUGUGAAAUUGAAUCGGAAUUUUUGUGCCGUUCAUACUUGUUCAUGGGACAACCACAAGGCUCACAAUACAAUUGCCGUCUUUAUCAUUUGGAUCACAAGACAUUACCAGAUGGACCAUCAACUUAUUUGAACGGUGAACGGCCAUUGAUCGAUCACGGCGAACCAACUGGACAGUAUAGUGAAAAUUUCUGCGAAAAAACUUCAACAGCGAGCCCAAUUUCAGAUUUACCAAUAAAUGUUGAUCCAGUCGAAGUCGAUGUGAAUUUAACCAAUUUCACUCGAUCUGAUGCCAAUUGCGAUAAAACUGGAACUUGUUACGAUGUUGCUGUGCAUUGCAAAGACACACGCAUCGCUGUCCAAGUCCGUACGAAUAAGCCAUUCAAUGGCAGAAUCUAUGCAUUGGGCCGAUCUGAAACGUGCAACAUUGAUGUCGUCAACUCCGAUUCAUUCCGAUUAGAUUUAACAAUGGGUGGCCAAGAUUGUAAUACACAGAGUGUGGUAAGAACACACUUAGACCGCACCGGUGUCUAUUCGAACACAGUUGUCUUGCAACACCACAGCGUUGUUAUGACAAAGGCUGAUAAAAUCUACAAAGUUAAAUGCACCUAUGACAUGAGCUCGAAAAAUAUUACCUUCGGAAUGAUGCCAAUCCGCGAUCCUGAAAUGAUUCACAUUAACUCAUCGCCAGAAGCUCCACCGCCAAGAAUUCGUAUUUUGGACACACGUAGCCGUGAAGUUGAAACCGUUCGUAUUGGCGAUCGUCUUACAUUCCGCAUUGAAAUUCCUGAAGACACACCAUAUGGUAUUUUUGCUCGUUCAUGCGUCGCAAUGGCCAAGGAUUCAAAGAGUACAUUCCAAAUUAUCGAUGACGAAGGCUGUCCAGUUGAUCCGACAAUUUUCCCUGGUUUUACACCCGAAGCGAAUGCACUGCAAUCGGUUUAUGAAGCUUUCCGUUUCACCGAAAGUUAUGGCGUUAUCUUCCAAUGUAAUGUAAAAUACUGUUUGGGACCAUGUGAACCGGCCGUUUGUGAAUGGGGACGUGACUCGCUUGAAUCAUGGGGAAGAAAACGUCGUUCAAUUGCAAGCAAUGAAACACAAGAAAAUGAAGAAGAAACAAAUAUUUCGCAAGAGAUCUUAGUGUUGGACUUUGGUGAUGAAAAGAGCGAAUUUUUGCGAAGUGGCGGUGAAUCGGAUUUCAACGGAGAUAAAACCGUUACAAUAAUCGAGCCAUGCCCAACAAAGACGUCCGUAUUUGCGUUAGCUGUAACAUGUGCCUUGAUGAUUUUAGUAUACCUAUCAACAAUAUUCUGCUAUUUCAUGAAAAAAUGGAUGCAACCACAUAAACUGAUGGCUUAAAGCUACAAAUAAACACCUAGACGAACUAUUUAACUGCUAAAACAUAAAUACAUUGAGUAAUAGGCUUACUAGUAAAGUAUAAAUUUGAUCAAUUGAGCACAAGCAUUUUGGUGUUUUAUGAUUUAACACGAAUUUGCAUUUUAAAUGGAACAAAAUAUGAUUUAAUUCUUUUUUUAUUACAUUAGCUUAUAUUGGUCGAGAAAAAACCGAUAAAUUCUAACUGCAAAGUAGAUACGGAUUGAUACCUCCGUCCGAUCUAUUUAAAACACUGACAGCUAGCCUACUGAUAGACUAGGUUAUUUUGUCUGCUCUUUUAAAUGAAAACUUAGCAUUAGAGUUAGAUUUAAAUGAUAAAAAACAACACAAACAACUGCUAAUGCAAAACAUAAGUAUUUAUAUUUCUUUGAAAACAGUAACAAUUAUUUAAAAGAGAACUAGCUUAGCAACAAUGUGGCAUUACACAAGAACAAACACUAAAUUCAAAGAGCAAUACCACCAUGCGCAGUUCGCACACACCUGCAGAGACAAACACUCAACGCAUUUAUUUUAUAUGAAUUCAUGCUACUCACAAUUCACGAGCACACUUUUCUCCCAAACCGCGCCUGAUUAAAUGAUUGAAAAAGAAAUUGUUUUAAAUUUAUGUUCAUCAUCAAUCGAUUCAUGCAUUUCAUUUUAUUUAUUUAUUCAUUACAUUUUUUAUCGCGAGAAUAUUUUGAUCAAUUUUUUUCUUUUUCUUCCAAACAUAACUCCCUUCCAAAGGUGCUUAAAUAAUUUUUCUUUUGAAUUGUUUGUUCUUUUUUUAUUAAAUUGAAAUUUAACAUUCGAACGAGAAAUAUAUAAAUCUUAAUCGCAAAGUCGCUCUUAAUCAUUUUUAGAAAAAUUCUAUUUAUUUAUUUGAAUUGGCAAAACUAAUUUUUCCCAUUUAAAAAAAAAACAUUUCUAGCAUUUAAGUAAGA
This is a messenger RNA of Contarinia nasturtii (swede midge), 3166 nucleotides long. RefSeq lists its product as uncharacterized. Lineage: Eukaryota; Metazoa; Arthropoda; Insecta; Diptera; Cecidomyiidae. The transcript is spliced from 10 exons. The record is from RefSeq and is a predicted model, not a curated record. The coding region runs from base 99 to 2210 and encodes 703 amino acids.